CUUAUCUUUUUUCUUCUUCUCCUUCUUCUUUUUGUUACAUUGAAUUAUGGCUGCACAACUUUACAAAACUGCUAGCGGUCGACUUUUCCACGCAGGAGCAGUAGCGAUUAUUACAGUGGGCUUGCCUGCAAGAGGAAAGACGCAUCUUUCUAGAUCUCUCUGUCGUUACAUGCGAUGGUUAGGUGUAUCAACAAAAGUUUUUAGUGUCGGAAACUAUCGCAGAGAACGCAUGGGCCCAGUUCCAAAUGAUUACUUUGAUCCCACAAACCAUGAAGCAUUUGAACAGAGAUUACACAUUGCCGACGAAUGUUUGGAUGAUAUGAUUGAGUGGCUUAAGACAGGCGGUGGACAGGUCAGCAUCUACGACGGAAACAAUGUUACUGAAGACCGACGAAGAGCUAUCCACGACAAGCUAGUCGCUAAUGAUAUACAUCCUUUGUUCAUUGAAUCUAUAUGUAACAAACCCGAGAUUGUCCUGGCCAAUAUUCGGAGCGUCAAGAUAUCUUCCCCAGAUUAUGUUGGGUGGGAUCCUGAGUCUGCAGUCGUUGAUUACAAGAACCGUAUCGAACAACACAUGGCAAACUAUGAAACGAUCGCGGAUCUUACUUUACCUUUUGUAAAGCUGAUGAAUGUGGGAGAGCAAUUGAUUGUCAACAAUGUCCAUGGAUAUCUACAGUCGCGUGUGGUUUAUUUUCUGAUGAACCUUCACAAUAGAAGACGAACCAUUUAUUUCGCCCGCGCAGGAGGAUCUGUCAGCCCAAGUUCAUUUAAAGACGAUGCUGAAUUAUCUCCCGAGGGUGUUGAAUAUGCUCAAAAAUUAGAGGAGUUUGUAGUUUCUUAUCGUGAACAAAAACAGACAGGUUCAGGUAGUACUGAAGAUCAGGAACGACAAUUGGUGGUCUGGACAUCUGCUAGAAAAAAGGGAAGACAAACAGCCAUUCCAUUUGUGAAUGCCGGUAUCCCUGUACGUCAGCAUUCCGUUCUCAAUCAAAUGAAUCCCGGAGAAGUGGAUGGUCUGACUCCUGAACAAAUUAGAGAAAAGUUCCCUGAAGAAGUCAUCAGUGCACGCGCCAACCCCUACAGCCAUCGCUAUCCCCGUGCAGAGUCAUAUCAUGAUUUGGCUAUUCGUUUGGAAUCCGUUAUUAUGGAAUUAGAGCGUGAAAAGAAUGAUGUCUUGAUUAUUGCACACGAUACUGUCCUUCGAUGCCUUUAUGCCUAUCUUUUCGACAGACCAGAAAGUGAAAUUCCAACUAUCUCCAUCCCUCGUUCAUGUUUGAUCGAAAUCACUCCUACUGCUUAUGGGUGCAGAGAAUCACGAAUAGAUAUCCUUUAGAGUUUUUCAUAAUAUACAAUAUAUAUAUAUAUAUAGGUGUAUGUGUUCGUUUAUUUACAUGAAUAUGAAUAUUAAUCAUCAAUUAUUAAAAAAAACAAUUCUUAAUGGGUAAUGAU
Phycomyces blakesleeanus NRRL 1555(-) is the source of this 1449-nucleotide messenger RNA. RefSeq lists its product as hypothetical. The coding region runs from base 47 to 1333 and encodes 428 amino acids. Gene Ontology annotation, cellular component: cytosol. Gene Ontology annotation, biological process: fructose metabolic process; fructose 2,6-bisphosphate metabolic process. The transcript is spliced from 11 exons. Gene Ontology annotation, molecular function: ATP binding; 6-phosphofructo-2-kinase activity; fructose-2,6-bisphosphate 2-phosphatase activity. The record is from RefSeq and is a predicted model, not a curated record. NCBI's taxonomy places the organism in Eukaryota, Fungi, Mucoromycota, Mucoromycetes, Mucorales, Phycomycetaceae.